AUAGCCCCUCCUGUCCUGUUACCACCUGCAAGGAUACGAACAUAACGGGCAAUUAAGGUUCUUGGAUAAGUGGAAGUAAUAAGUAGAAGCUAAUUCGGAGGGGCGACAGAUAGGGCAUAUGCGGCGUCCUGGUCAGAGAAGGUCCAGGGGUGACAGAACAAUUAAGCAAAAAAAAAAUGCCGAGUAUUUUAAACACCUGGAUUCCCAUGUAGGCUACUGAAUAAAACGAUGAGUGACCCAUCACCAUCAAAUUCCUUUCACGUGCCACGUUGGAGAUCGCAGAGAUCUAUCCGCUUCGGGGACCAUACGUAGCCUAUCCUUAAAAACCAGGAUGUAUCUGAUACAGGUGCUUUGGGUUUUCACACUUUUAAGGCAUGUAAUAACGGAUCACUCUCCGUCCGCAUGUACGAAAUUGGAACUCGAUCACCUGAGGAGGAAAAGAGUGGACGCAGUGCGAGGACAGAUCCUAAGUAAGCUGCGACUUAGCAGCCCCCCAGACGAACUUGUUUCCAAUGAGGUGCCGCUGCAAUUUCAAGCGCUCUUCAACAGCACCAAAAAACUUCUACAGGAACUUAUUAAGGAGCGACAGCACAACUGCGGCAGUACGAACCCAGAAGAUGACUACUAUGCCAAGGAAGUCCUCAAAGUCAACAUGAUGGACGAACUGAUAGAAAACGGUGGCGUUCAUGAUUGUCCGAAGGAAAAUUCCAGAUUUUUCCGUUUCAGUGUUACAACCCUUGAGAGGAAUGCCAGCAGCCUGUUCCGUGCCAAGUUUCGGCUUCUGCGUGAACCAAACCCUAGGGCCAGGCAGAGUGAACAGCGCAUCGAGCUCUAUCAGAGACGUAGGGGUGAAAAAGAUGGGUCCACCAGGCGCUACAUUGAAGGCAAAAAUGUCCAGACUAAAGGUGCUGCCGAGUGGAUCACAUUUGAUGUAACAGAGACGGUUAGAGAUUGGCUGAUGCACCCAGAAAACAAUCUUGGUUUAGAGAUUGGUGUGCAUUGUCCUUGCCAGUCCAUUAAUGAUGACGUCACCAACAACGAAGAUGAAGUACUCGAAGUAAAGUUCAAAGGAGUGGUGGGCAGGGAGGAGAAGAGGCGGGGGGACCUGGGGAGACUGAAGAAGCAGAAAGAGGAGAGUCUGCCUCAUUUGAUCCUGAUGAUGCUGCCGCCCCAUCAUUCCAGCACAAAACCAAAUCACCGCCGCAAACGGACACUGGAUACCAACUACUGUUUCUCUAACUAUGAGGAGAACUGCUGCGUCCGCUCACUCUACAUCGACUUCCGCCGGGACUUGGACUGGAGGUGGAUACAUGAACCCAAGGGUUACUAUGCCAACUACUGCUCUGGGCCUUGCCCCUACAUGCAGAGCUCUGACGCUACACAUAGUACGCUGCUGAGUCUGUACCAGACGCUGAAUCCAGAUGCCUCCAUCUCGCCCUGCUGUGUACCCCAGGAGAUGGAGCCCCUCACCAUCCUCUACUUCUCUGGCCGCAACCCUAAAGUGGAGCACCUCUCCAACAUGAUUGUCAAGUCCUGCCGCUGUAGCUGACUGAGAAUAGUGAGAGAGCGCCCGAGUUGGCCUCGUCAUGUUAGCAUGUGGGAAGUUAGAGCACGUGUUGUGCAUCAAUGUCAGGUUAAGGGCAUGCUUCAACACUGCUGACUAAGGUUAUGGGUGCAGCCAUGCGUGAGGGGUCAUGUAUGGAUUCUGAUCCUAUUCCAGGAUUUGGACUUACAAAAGGAAUGGCACAAUGACAAGAGAGUUGAGGUCAGAUACUAAGCCCAUAGGAUUUCAUGUUUUUUUUUUUUUUGUAUUAUCUGAUUAUUGUCCCCUACAGAUUGCCUUUUUUUUGUGGGGCAAUCCAUACAUGGAAAGUAUCACAAUGCAUUAUGCUUUUUCACGUUAUAAUACAAGGAAUUCUAUGAAUUAAA
Molecule: messenger RNA, 1929 nt
Organism: Clupea harengus (Atlantic herring)
Lineage: Eukaryota; Metazoa; Chordata; Actinopteri; Clupeiformes; Clupeidae
Product: transforming growth factor beta-3 proprotein-like
Biological process (GO): regulation of cell population proliferation; transforming growth factor beta receptor signaling pathway
Cellular component (GO): extracellular region
Molecular function (GO): growth factor activity; transforming growth factor beta receptor binding; cytokine activity
Source: RefSeq, a predicted model, not a curated record